CCCCGCCCACCCCCCGGCUUGCUUCGCCUCCGCCCUCCGGAAGAGAAGAUCCCCACUUUGGAAACAAUCGGAGCCCGGAGCACCCCAGCAAAGCCAAACCCUGACGCGCUGCUGUGCAUGUGUUGGCCCCUCUUGCAGUUGAUUCUGGGCCUGUGUGGAAUAGAAAGACGGUUAUCUCUGUGGGAAGGAAGGGAAAGGGACGACUCCUCGAGGUUUCCAAGGAGGACUGGAGCGGCUGCUUGAGUGAAGAAAUGAAGAGUCAAAGAAGCAAUGGACCUGCUUCAAAGCCACACCACUAGGAAAUCUUGAGGAGUUUGACACUUUUCAUCUUCCAGCCAUUAAUCAUCUUUUGGGGGGAGGCUUUACAUUGAAAGAAGUAAAAGGCAACCAGUUCCUGGCCUGUGAUAUUUCAGAUAAGGGGUUCUGACUGACAGCAUGUUGGCACCAGCCUUGAAGGACGCCAUGGACUUCAGCUCCAGGUUCCUGUCCUGAGACCACAGCAGGAUGUGCCUUGGACAAAGGCGUGGACUCCUAGACCAUCUGGUGACUUCAAAGACCUGGUCUCAGGGUGGUGAACUUCUUCUUUGAAUUCCCAACCUGUGAGCUCAUGAUGAUGGUGCCCCUGCAUUAGCUGAGCAACUGUGGUUUUGAAUUUCUUGAGGCCAGGGACUGUUUAAAGACACAGUGACUAAUACAAGGGAGACAUCUGUUGUGCACCCGUGGGAUCUAAAGAACAAGCUCUGAAAGUGUUCAACCUGAAAUUCCAGACCGGACAGACUCGCUGUGGCUUCAGAGGCAGUGAUUCCAAGCUGCCAGCGCGUGCUGCUGCCAAGCUGCAGGAUGGUGCACAUGGCCAGGCCACUGCUGCUGCUGCUCGCAUUCCUCCUCCUUGCCGAUGCUGAGACACCUCCAAGGUUUACACGAACUCCUGUUGAUCAGACAGGGGUGUCUGGUGGAGUUGCGUCUUUCAUAUGCCAAGCUACCGGAGACCCAAGACCUAAAAUUGUCUGGAACAAAAAAGGAAAGAAAGUCAGCAACCAGAGAUUUGAGGUAAUAGAGUUUGACGAUGGAUCUGGAUCAGUUCUCAGAAUACAGCCCUUACGGACUCCACGGGAUGAGGCCAUUUAUGAAUGUGUGGCCUCAAAUAAUGUGGGAGAAAUAAGUGUAUCCACAAGACUCACAGUUUUGCGUGAGGAUCAAAUUCCCAGGGGCUUCCCAACCAUUGACAUGGGCCCACAGUUGAAGGUGGUAGAGCGUACACGCACUGCCACCAUGCUUUGUGCUGCCAGUGGCAAUCCGGAUCCAGAAAUCACUUGGUUUAAAGAUUUCUUACCUGUCGACACAAGCAACAACAACGGUCGUAUUAAGCAGUUACGAUCAGGUGGUACACCAAUAAGAGGAGCCCUUCAGAUCGAACAGAGUGAAGAAUCUGACCAAGGAAAAUAUGAGUGUGUUGCCACCAACAGCGCGGGCACUCGCUAUUCUGCCCCUGCCAAUUUAUAUGUCAGAGUUCGCCGUGUCCCACCAAGAUUCUCUAUCCCACCCACUAAUCAUGAAAUCAUGCCAGGUGGAAGUGUUAAUAUCACCUGUGUGGCUGUGGGGUCACCAAUGCCUUAUGUGAAGUGGAUGUUGGGGGCAGAAGAUCUGACACCUGAAGAUGAUAUGCCAAUAGGAAGAAAUGUCCUAGAACUGAAUGAUGUAAGACAGUCAGCAAAUUAUACCUGUGUUGCUAUGUCUACACUGGGUGUCAUUGAAGCAAUAGCACAGAUCACUGUCAAAGCCUUACCCAAACCUCCAGGAACUCCAGUAGUGACUGAGAGCACAGCUACAAGCAUUACACUGACAUGGGACUCUGGGAACCCUGAGCCGGUCUCUUACUACAUCAUUCAGCAUAAACCUAAGAACUCUGAGGAACCUUACAAAGAAAUUGAUGGGGUGGCGACCACACGCUACAGUGUUGCUGGACUAAGUCCCUACUCAGAUUAUGAAUUCAGGGUUGUUGCUGUCAAUAACAUUGGGCGAGGACCUCCCAGUGAGCCUGUGCUAACACAGACCUCAGAGCAAGCUCCAUCCAGUGCCCCGAGGGAUGUCCAAGCACGCAUGUUGAGUUCAACCACCAUUUUGGUACAGUGGAAGGAACCUGAGGAGCCAAAUGGACAGAUCCAGGGAUACAGAGUAUAUUAUACAAUGGAUCCCACUCAGCACGUCAAUAACUGGAUGAAACACAAUGUAGCUGACAGCCAAAUCACCACAAUUGGCAACCUUGUGCCCCAGAAAACAUAUUCUGUCAAAGUGCUGGCUUUUACCUCAAUUGGAGAUGGUCCUCUCUCAAGUGACAUACAGGUCAUCACUCAGACGGGAGUACCAGGGCAGCCAUUAAAUUUCAAAGCAGAACCUGAGUCUGAAACAAGUAUUUUGCUGUCGUGGACACCUCCUCGUUCAGACACCAUCGCCAACUAUGAACUGGUGUACAAAGAUGGGGAGCAGGGAGAGGAGCAACGAAUUACCAUUGAGCCAGGAACAUCUUAUAGGUUGCAAGGCCUGAAACCAAACAGCUUGUACUACUUCCGUCUGUCUGCUCGCUCCCCUCAAGGCCUGGGUGCUUCUACAGCUGAGAUAUCAGCUAGGACCAUGCAGUCAAAGCCGUCAGCUCCUCCUCAAGACAUUAGUUGCACCAGCCCAAGUUCCACUAGUAUUUUGGUAAGUUGGCAACCUCCACCAGCGGAAAAACAGAAUGGCAUUAUCACGGAAUACUCCAUCAAGUAUACCGCAGUGGAUGGGGAAGACGACAAACCUCACGAGAUUUUGGGAAUUCCUUCGGACACUACCAAAUACCUUUUGGAACAGCUGGAAAAAUGGACUGAAUACCGGAUCACUGUGACGGCCCACACAGAUGUCGGCCCUGGUCCCGAGAGCUUGUCCGUGUUGAUUCGAACCGAUGAAGAUGUUCCUAGUGGUCCUCCUCGCAAAGUCGAGGUAGAGGCUGUCAACUCAACAUCUGUUAAAGUCUCAUGGCGCUCACCUGUGCCCAACAAGCAGCAUGGCCAGAUCAGAGGAUACCAGGUGCACUAUGUGAGGAUGGAAAAUGGAGAGCCCAAGGGCCAGCCCAUGCUGAAGGACGUCAUGCUGGCUGAUGCACAGUGGGAAUUUGAUGAUACUACUGAACAUGAUAUGAUCAUUUCUGGGCUACAACCUGAAACUUCCUACUCCCUCACAGUCACAGCCUACACCACCAAAGGAGAUGGUGCACGCAGCAAGCCUAAACUGGUGUCCACCACGGGGGCAGUUCCAGGGAAACCCCGGCUUGUGAUUAACCACACACAGAUGAAUACUGCCCUCAUUCAGUGGCACCCUCCCGUGGACACAUUUGGACCCCUUCAAGGCUACCGUCUAAAAUUUGGCCGCAAAGAUAUGGAGCUGCUCACUACUCUUGAGUUCUCUGAAAAAGAAGAUCAUUUUACAGCCACAGACAUCCACAAAGGAGCAUCUUAUGUGUUCAGGCUCUCAGCCAGGAACAAAGUGGGCUUCGGGGAGGAGAUGGUAAAGGAAAUCUCUGUUCCAGAAGAAGUACCAACUGGAUUCCCUCAAAACCUCCACUCAGAAGGCACCACUUCAACCUCUGUGCAGCUAUCCUGGCAGCCACCUGUCCUGGCAGAGAGAAAUGGCAUCAUCACCAAGUACACCCUUCUCUAUAGGGACAUCAACAUCCCCCUUCUUCCAAUGGAGCAGCUUAUUGUUCCAGCUGACACCACUAUGACACUCACUGGCUUAAAACCAGAUACCACAUAUGAUGUAAAAGUACGUGCUCACACGAGCAAAGGGCCCGGGCCAUAUAGUCCCAGUGUCCAGUUCAGGACACUGCCUGUGGAUCAAGCAGUGUUUGCAAAAAAUUUUCAUGUCAAAGCAGUAAUGAAGACUUCAGUGUUGCUGUCUUGGGAGAUCCCAGAGAAUUAUAAUUCCGCCAUGCCUUUCAAAAUUCUUUAUGAUGAUGGGAAAAUGGUAGAAGAAGUGGAUGGCCGAGCCACACAGAAGUUGAUUGUCAACCUGAAGCCUGAGAAGUCGUAUUCAUUUGUGCUUACAAAUCGUGGAAACAGUGCCGGCGGGCUGCAGCACCGGGUAACAGCAAAGACUGCACCAGAUGUGCUACGGACCAAGCCUGCCUUCAUUGGGAAGACCAAUCUGGAUGGCAUGAUUACUGUGCAACUGCCUGAAGUUCCUGCAAAUGAGAAUAUAAAAGGUUAUUACAUAAUAAUUGUGCCUUUGAAGAAAUCUCGUGGGAAAUUUAUCAAGCCAUGGGAGAGUCCCGAUGAAAUGGAAUUAGAUGAGCUGCUUAAGGAGAUAUCUAGGAAACGCAGAAGCAUCCGUUACGGGAGAGAAGUUGAAUUGAAGCCAUAUAUUGCAGCUCACUUUGAUGUCCUGCCCACUGAGUUCACCCUGGGGGAUGACAAGCAUUAUGGUGGAUUUACAAACAAGCAGCUCCAGAGUGGUCAAGAAUAUGUCUUCUUUGUGUUAGCAGUGAUGGAACAUGCAGAAUCUAAGAUGUAUGCAACCAGCCCCUACUCUGACCCCGUUGUGUCCAUGGAUUUGGAUCCACAGCCCAUCACAGAUGAAGAAGAAGGCUUGAUCUGGGUUGUAGGUCCCGUCCUUGCAGUGGUCUUUAUCAUCUGCAUUGUCAUUGCUAUUCUUCUUUAUAAAAGGAAGAGGGCAGAGUCUGACUCCAGAAAGAGCAGCAUCCCAAACAGCAAGGAGGUCCCUUCACACCACCCAACUGAUCCUGUAGAACUGAGGCGCCUUAAUUUUCAAACACCAGGUUCAGAUGAUUCCGGUUACCCUGGUAACCUUCAUCCUUCAAGUAUGGCUAGCCAUCCUCCAAUACCUAUUUUGGAACUUGCAGAUCACAUUGAAAGGUUGAAAGCAAAUGACAACUUGAAGUUUUCCCAGGAGUAUGAGUCAAUUGACCCUGGCCAGCAGUUCACAUGGGAACAUUCAAACUUGGAAGUAAACAAACCAAAGAAUAGAUAUGCAAAUGUAAUCGCAUAUGAUCAUUCCCGCGUUCUCCUAUCAGCAAUAGAAGGCAUCCCAGGAAGCGACUAUGUGAAUGCCAACUACAUAGAUGGUUAUAGGAAGCAAAAUGCCUAUAUUGCAACCCAGGGAUCUCUCCCCGAAACGUUUGGGGACUUUUGGAGAAUGAUAUGGGAGCAACGGAGUGCCACUGUUGUCAUGAUGACAAAACUAGAAGAAAGAUCCAGGGUGAAGUGUGACCAGUAUUGGCCCAGCAGGGGCACAGAAACCCAUGGACUGGUCCAAGUGACGUUGCUCGAUACUGUGGAGUUGGCUACAUAUUGUGUUCGAACAUUUGCACUUUAUAAGAAUGGGUCCAGUGAGAAGAGAGAAGUGAGACAAUUCCAGUUCACCGCCUGGCCUGAUCACGGCGUGCCAGAACACCCUACACCUUUUCUGGCUUUCUUACGGAGAGUCAAAACGUGUAACCCUCCUGAUGCAGGACCAAUGGUUGUGCAUUGCAGUGCGGGAGUCGGCCGAACUGGUUGUUUCAUCGUAAUAGAUGCCAUGUUAGAAAGAAUAAAGCAUGAAAAAACUGUAGAUAUUUAUGGCCAUGUAACUUUAAUGAGAGCCCAGAGGAAUUACAUGGUUCAAACGGAAGACCAAUACAUCUUUAUCCACGAUGCACUGUUAGAAGCAGUGACUUGUGGAAAUACCGAAGUGCCAGCUAGAAACUUGUAUGCCUACAUUCAGAAGCUGACACAAAUAGAAGCAGGAGAGAAUGUCACAGGAAUGGAGCUCGAGUUUAAGCGUCUAGCCAGCUCAAAAGCUCACACCUCAAGAUUCAUCAGUGCCAAUCUCCCAUGUAAUAAAUUCAAAAAUCGCCUUGUUAAUAUUAUGCCAUAUGAAUCCACAAGGGUAUGCCUGCAGCCUAUCCGAGGAGUAGAAGGGUCUGAUUACAUCAAUGCCAGUUUUAUUGAUGGAUACAGGCAACAGAAAGCCUACAUUGCUACCCAGGGGCCCUUGGCAGAGACCACCGAAGACUUUUGGCGGAUGCUCUGGGAACACAAUUCCACCAUUGUCGUGAUGCUCACUAAGCUGCGUGAGAUGGGCAGAGAGAAAUGUCAUCAGUACUGGCCAGCAGAACGAUCUGCAAGAUAUCAGUACUUUGUUGUAGAUCCCAUGGCUGAGUACAACAUGCCACAGUAUAUCCUAAGGGAAUUCAAGGUCACAGAUGCCAGGGACGGCCAGUCCCGAACAGUGAGGCAGUUCCAGUUCACUGACUGGCCAGAACAAGGAGUGCCAAAAUCUGGAGAAGGAUUUAUUGACUUCAUCGGCCAAGUUCAUAAAACAAAAGAGCAGUUUGGCCAAGAUGGACCCAUUUCAGUCCAUUGCAGUGCGGGUGUUGGAAGAACCGGAGUCUUCAUCACACUCAGCAUCGUCUUGGAAAGAAUGAGAUAUGAAGGAGUUGUAGAUAUCUUCCAGACUGUCAAAAUGUUAAGAACACAACGGCCAGCCAUGGUACAGACUGAGGAUCAGUAUCAGUUUUGCUAUCGAGCCGCACUAGAGUACCUGGGCAGCUUUGAUCACUAUGCAACGUAGAAACCCUUGACCCAUUCUGGAUUUUUACUGCAGGCCCUUCAGUAUCCAUGGAGUCUCUUCUGAGCCAUACAGGGCACUUGAGAAGUCCUUCUUAACUUCUAGCUAACAACCACAUAGUGGGACUAUUACACACAAAACAAAUGAAAAACAAACUAUUCCAGGUGGACCAAGAAUCCAGUUUAAUAAUCUAACCUGAAAAAUAUUACAGAGAAUCCUGACUUAUGGGGCAUCUGAAGGAUUUUAUCUACAGAUACCUCAAGGAUUCAAAACAAAGGGAAGAAGAAAUCACAGCAAAGAACCACCAUCUUGUUCAGGAUUGCUUGAUAGAUGCAAGACGUUUGCUGGUGUGGCUUCUCUCAGACAAAUGGACUGUGCUUUGGCAUCGCCCCUUCCCACCAUAUGCUCAUAAUAACAUUUUAGGAAGAAACGGGGUGGGGGGGAGGGAAUGUUUAAAAAGAAAGUCCUUGGUUUAGUUUUUUAGUAUUGUAAAGAUACUGCUGACCUGUGCUUCAUUUCUAACUGUGUAAACUUUUUUUUAACAAAAUGUAUCAUUCGAUAAAGUGGAUUUUAAAAAAAAGUUACAUAAUUCUUCAUUUUUUUAUUUCCAAAUUGUAGGUUUUUUUAAGCUGUAGAACUGUUAUCUGUAAUUUCUUGCUGUAGAAAUAUCAAAUAAUUUGAAACUUUGCACAUUUUUGUGCAAUACACUUAAUCUACGUUAUUGAUUUGUCAGAUAUUACUUUUACAUUUCUGUUCAGUUUUGGGUUAGUGAGAAAGUACCCAUUCUUGUCAGACAAUUUUGUUUUGUUUUGUUUUGGGAAUCAACAGGGAGGCGCAAAGUAUAAAGUUGCUGCUAACAUAUAUACAUAUAUAUCCAUAUUUUAUGAGGGUGUCUAUGUAUAUAUAGACAGUAUGUCCACUCCAAAAGAUAGAUACAGCUGUCAUUUUAGUUCUCCCAUGAUUUAGUUUUUUAAAGGUAGAAAAGCUAUUAUACUCAUGUUUUUCAAUUUUUUCUUAAUUUUAUGAGACAUGGAUAUUUCUUAAUAUCACAGAACUUUAAUUUUUCAAAGGGAAAUGAGGAAUGCACAUCAGUGAUUGCCAAACCUCACCCCCUAAUUUCCUACCCCAUUGCCCUCCACCCACCUGGUCCUUUCACAAAUACUGUUUUCUUCACCAGGCUUCCAACAAAAUUCAAUAUUUCUAAACACUCUAGUGCAAUAAAAAUUAUUGAAUAUCUAAGAGGUGUGCAUGUGGGAAAGGUCAGUGCAUAUCCCUUUAGGAGGGGAGAAUGUUGUAAUAUAUCAGCUAUCAAGUCGUUUUUAAAAAGUGUAUUCAAUCGUAUAUUGUCUAUAGUAUGUGCUAUGAAAUUUGCAUUUAUGAUAUGUAACAGGGGCAAAGCCAAACUCAUGUUACUCUGUUCAGUCAGAAUCAUUUUGUGGCAUACAGCAUUCCUGGGAAGUGCUGUACUUUGUUUUGCUUUGGUUUUAGUUUUGCAUUUAGAGUGCCUUAUAAUUGAUGCCUAUUUUAAUAGCAUUUCUUUUUACCUUUUGGUUCAUGUUUCCAUUAGUUGUUCAUUUUCUGUUACUCUUUCAAUUAAAGCAUUAUCUGUUUACCACAUGUACAAAAACUCUUUGAAUAAUAUGCAUUCCUAGUUUUCAGCCAAGUAGAAGAUGGUAGUGAUUUUACCAGCCCAAAGCACUUGGAUAAUCAGGGCCCUUUUUCCUUUCAUAACUGUCAACAUCAGGAAAAGCUACUUGUUUUAUUUAUAAUCCCUUCCAAAUCUACUCGGGAACAUGCAGUAACUGCACCAAACUUAUUUUAGUAGCAAACAUCAUUGGCAAUUUAGAAUGGAUUCGCUAUUCCAUUAGGAUUUUUCUAAAAGGCCAGAUAAACAAUAUAUAUCUCCGACAUGAUUCUUCCACCAUAAUUUCUCUAGGAAGCCAUGAAUGAUGGCAUGAGCUUGCCACGUCCCACAUGAUUUUAAAGAACGUUCAAAAACUCCAUGGAACUCUAAAAGCAUUUUGGUAUAGAUAUGAUACUUUGGUUUAAUUUUUGCUUCAUGGAUAUUCUGCAUGAAAGGAUUUUUGUUUUCAUGUUUUCCCAUCACUAGCAGAAUGAAAUCCAAGAGACCAAACACUUGCAAGCAUCAUAUUUGAGCACUUUUAUAAAAAAAAAUAAAAAGAAAAAAAAGAAAAAAGCUAUAUAAUUCUUAAAAAAAAAAGUAUCUAGAAGGCUACCUCAGAAUGAGACUCUCUAAUCUACAUCAGAACCAGAGAAGAAUGUGCACUAUGUGGGUCUGUUAUUGUUUUCUUUCAGUUUGUAUCUUUUGGAGAUUUAUCCAAGUGCCAGAUUACUCAGUGCUGUAAUUUUCUUUAAUGAAACAAAGGGGGUCAGACAGACAUUGCAUCAACCAGACAUGCCAUGUUGGACAUGUAGACUCGGAUGGAGUAUUGCACACCAAAACGACUGACCAAUGAGCAGUUUGUCUCCCUGAAACAAACACUGCCCAUUUGGUAAAAGGGAAGGACGGCACUAAUCACCAGAAGGAAACGAAUGGGAUGCAUACCAUAGACGAAUGAGGCGGAGACUAUUCCAAAAAUCUCACUGUUCAGGAGCUGUUCCUAGAACUAACUCCCUUACUGUCAUUGAUGUGCAUUCCACUCUAUAUUUUUCUGUACAACCAUUCAAUUUUUAAUUUCCCAGGUAAACAUCUUUAUCUGUCAUUUCAAUAACCUUUCCGGUUUCCGAUUAUUUUCAUCGCCAUAACCAGUACGGUGCUAUUAUUUACCUAUGUAUGUGUAGUUAUGUAUAAUUUUGUAAUUAGUUACAAUGGUAAAAAAAUCAAAAUAUAUAAAAAGUGAUUUGUACAGAACUUUAUUUUAGCUCUUUUUUAAAAAUGAUUUGCAUGGUUAGACAACGGCGAGGACAGCCAGGGGAGGGAAGGGCCUCUAGGGAGCUUUGCACUUUCUAUACCUUUGUACUAUGCACUGCCCUAUUGAUUCUACACCCAAUAAUGUUAUUACUUGAACCCAUCUGUAAGAAACUGCUUCAGAAAUUCAUUUAUGUGUAUGUAAAUAACACAAUAUAGAAACAGGAAAGGAAAAAAUCUGCAGUAAUGCACAUUUUUUUUCUUUCCUGUUUGUCUUCAUUUUGCUUUGUUUUUAUCCUUUAUCCACUUUAUUUUGAAUUCCCUGUUCAUUUUCCUUUUGGGGUUUUGAUUUCCUUUUUGGUUCAUGAGUGCCCUGAUACUCCAGCAGAGAUCAGAAGGCUACAGAUCCAUCCUAUCCAUCCGUUACGUGGCUUUGCCAUCCAAGCUUGGAGUGUCUUUACAAAGAUAACAGUUGUGUUCUUUGCUCUCGUUUUGGAUGCAUAGACUGAAAAACUUAAAAAAAAUAACUUGUAAAAUGGCUUGUUAAAAAAAUACAAUUACCUCUAAUUAGUAGUACGCGUAAAUGUUUUACAGAAUGAAAGGCGUGCUUUUUAUUUUCUUACUUCGUUACAUUGGUGGCGAAAGAAGUCUGUAUGAAAAUCAGUUCUUUGCUGACACAAGUUCCAUUUGUUACAAAUGAAUUCUAAUAAAAAUGUCAGUGUUAUGCA
Messenger RNA from Oryctolagus cuniculus (rabbit), 10197 nucleotides. Lineage: Eukaryota; Metazoa; Chordata; Mammalia; Lagomorpha; Leporidae. The record is from RefSeq and is a predicted model, not a curated record.